Loxodonta africana (African savanna elephant) is the source of this 4126-nucleotide messenger RNA. RefSeq names its product N-deacetylase and N-sulfotransferase 2 (gene NDST2). Bases 727 to 3453 code for a protein of 908 amino acids. Gene Ontology annotation, cellular component: Golgi apparatus. Gene Ontology annotation, molecular function: heparan sulfate N-sulfotransferase activity; deacetylase activity. The transcript has 17 exons. The record is from RefSeq and is a predicted model, not a curated record. NCBI's taxonomy places the organism in Eukaryota, Metazoa, Chordata, Mammalia, Proboscidea, Elephantidae.
CUCGAGAUGGCGGAGCCGCGGCGACGCGGCCCAAGGCCCCGAGAGCCGGGAAGCCGGGCAGCCCCGGGACGCGGCGGAGCCCGGGGACAGCGGGGACGCCGCCCAGUCCGCCGGGACUCUGAAUCCCUCAGGUUUCUCUAAGCUACCUCAGGGAGCCUUCUGAGCUGUUCAGAAAUGGGAGCAUAAUACAGUGAAAUCUGCAAAAGCUGGAACCUGUGUAAGGCGGAAACCUGUCAGAAGGAAAACUAAAACAUUUUCCACUAAAAGGAGCGAUAGAAAAGUGAUCCCAGUGACGUGACCUGCUAUGGAGCUCCAUUAUUAUCUUCUCUCCUGACACUGGCAUAGGAGCUUGUUUUUGGAGAACAGAUCAUCUAGUGAGCAGGAGAUAGUGGGGGCAGACAUUGUGAACUUCGCUGACUUCUGAUGUGAGGAGCUCAGCCAGGGCUUAGGCUGGAGCCUGGCCAGAUUUGCAGCCUGAAGCCAUGGGCCAAGGGGCCAUGGUGACCUGAAACCAGUGGACUGUGUCCAAUUGCCCUGUCCUACCCCUUCUACCUCCCCUGUCUUAUACUGAGGGGACUUGUCUCCAUCUCUUCAGGGAACUGACCCUGAGGGAAUCCCUUUCCCCUAUUUUUCCAUCCUUCUAUCCUCCCAAGAGAGCCUCAGCUUAUAGAACUCCUACCUGCCAUCCCCUGAGGUGGUCCCAUUCCCUGCCUCCCCUCCCCCGCCAUGCUACAGCUGUGGAAGGUGGUACGCCCAGCUCGGCAGCUGGAACUGCACCGCCUCAUACUGCUGCUGAUCGCUUUCAGUCUGGGCUCUAUGGGCUUCCUGGCUUACUAUGUGUCUACAAGCCCCAAAGCCAAGGAACCCUUGCCCUUGCCCUUGGGAGACUGUAGCAGUGGUGGGGCAGCUGGCCCUGGCCCUGCAAGGCCUCCAGUCCCACCUCGGCCCCCUAGGCCUCCAGAGACAGCUCGAACUGAACCCGUGGUCCUUGUGUUUGUGGAGAGUGCAUACUCACAGCUAGGGCAGGAGAUUGUGGCCAUCUUGGAGUCUAGUCGUUUUCGUUACAGCACUGAGCUGGCACCUGGCCGAGGGGACAUGCCUACACUGACUGAUCAUACCCGUGGCCGCUAUGUCUUGGUCAUUUAUGAGAACUUGCUCAAGUAUGUCAAUCUGGAUGCCUGGAGUCGGGAACUGCUAGACCGUUACUGUGUGGAGUAUGGUGUGGGCAUCAUUGGCUUUUUCCGAGCCCACGAGCACAGCCUACUGAGUGCCCAGCUCAAGGGCUUUCCCCUUUUUCUACACUCAAAUUUGGGGCUCCGAGACUACCAAGUCAACCCUUCUGCCCCGCUACUGCAUCUCACACGCCCUAGCCGCCUGGAGCCUGGGCCACUGCCUGGUGACGACUGGACCAUCUUCCAAUCCAACCAUAGCACCUAUGAACCAGUGCUUCUUGCCAGCCUCCAGCCAGCUGAACUCCCCGUGCCAGGACCAGUGCCUCGCCGGACCCGACUUCCCACUGUGGUACAGGACCUGGGACUGCAUGAUGGCAUCCAGCGGGUGCUCUUCGGCCAUGGCCUUUCCUUCUGGCUCCACAAACUUGUCUUCGUUGAUGCUGUUGGGUACCUCACUGGCAAGCGCCUCUGCCUGGACCUUGACCGCUACAUCUUGGUAGACAUCGAUGACAUCUUUGUGGGCAAGGAAGGUACCCGCAUGAAGGUGGCUGAUGUUGAGGCCCUGUUGAACACCCAGAACAAACUCAGGACCUUAGUCCCCAACUUCACCUUCAACUUGGGCUUCUCGGGCAAGUUCUAUCAUACUGGCACAGAGGAGGAGGACGCAGGGGACGCCAUGCUGCUGAAGCACCGCAGGGACUUCUGGUGGUUCCCCCACAUGUGGAGCCACAUGCAGCCGCACCUGUUCCACAACCGCUCCGUGCUGGCUGGCCAGAUGAGGCUCAACAGGCAGUUCGCCCUGGUGAGGCCCCGCUCCUUGCGCCCCGGUCCUGGUGAGAGUCUAUGCCAUUCCCAGGAACAUGGGAUUCCCACGGAUCUUGGGUAUGCUGUGGCCCCCCACCACUCGGGCGUGUACCCCAUCCACACGCAACUCUAUGAGGCCUGGAAGUCUGUGUGGGGCAUCCAGGUGACCAGCACUGAGGAGUAUCCCCAUCUCCGCCCCGCCCGCUACCGCCGUGGCUUCAUCCAUAAUGGCAUUAUGGUGCUGCCUCGGCAGACAUGUGGCCUCUUCACUCACACAAUCUUCUAUAAUGAGUAUCCCGGAGGUUCUCGUGAGCUAGACCGGAGCAUCCGAGGUGGAGAGCUCUUUCUGACGGUGCUGCUUAACCCGAUCAGCAUCUUUAUGACCCAUCUGUCCAAUUAUGGAAAUGACCGUCUGGGCUUGUACACUUUUGAGAGCUUGGUGCGCUUCCUCCAGUGCUGGACACGGCUGCGCCUGCAGACCCUGCCUCCCGUCCCUCUCGCACGAAAGUACUUUGAACUCUUCCCUCAGGAGCGAAGCCCCCUUUGGCAGAAUCCCUGUGAUGACAAGCGGCACAAAGAUAUUUGGUCCAAGGAGAAAACCUGUGAUCGACUCCCCAAGUUCCUCAUUGUGGGACCCCAGAAGACAGGGACCACAGCUAUUCACUUCUUCCUGAGCCUGCACCCAGCUGUCACUAGCAGCUUCCCUAGCCCCAGCACCUUUGAGGAGAUUCAGUUCUUCAACAGCCCUAAUUACCACAAGGGCAUUGACUGGUACAUGGACUUCUUCCCUGUCCCUUCCAAUGCCAGCACUGACUUCUUAUUUGAAAAAAGUGCCACCUACUUUGACUCCGAGGUUGUACCACGGCGGGGGGCUGCCCUUCUACCACGAGCCAAGAUCAUCACUGUGCUCACCAACCCUGCCGACCGGGCCUACUCCUGGUACCAGCACCAGCGAGCACAUGGAGAUCCAGUUGCUCUGAACUAUACCUUCUACCAGGUGAUUUCAGCCUCUUCCCAUGCCCCUCUGGCACUUCGCUCCCUGCAGAGCCGCUGUCUGAUCCCUGGCCACUACUCUACCCAUCUACAGCGCUGGCUCACUUACUACCCCUCUGGACAGUUGCUGAUCGUGGAUGGGCAGGAGCUGCGUACCAACCCAGCAGCCUCAAUGGAGAGCAUCCAGAAGUUCCUGGGAAUCACGCCCUUUCUGAACUACACACAGACCCUCAGUGGCCUCUUCCUGAUGAGCAGGUUUGAUGAGGAUAAGGGAUUCUGGUGCCAGGGACUUGAAGGUGGCAAGACUCGCUGUCUAGGAAAGAGCAAAGGCCGGAGGUACCCAGAUAUGGACAGUGAGUCCCGCCUUUUCCUUACGGAUUUUUUCCGGAACCACAAUUUGGAGCUGUCGAAGCUGCUGAGCCGGCUUGGACAGCCAGUGCCCUUGUGGCUUCGAGAAGAACUGCAGCGUUCCAGUCUGAGCUGAUGUCCCAGUCUUUGUGCCAGCAAAAGCCCCCUGCUUCCUUAAGGCACAAGCCCAAAGCAGGAAUCCCAAGGGGGAUUAGAGUGGCCUGGCCCCUUCCCCGUCUACCUCAGUGGCCCCUGGACCUAGAAUGGGUGAGAAGGGAAGGGCAUCCCUUUCCCAUAGCUUUGGGGUCUAAUAAAGGGGCUUCCCUUGGUACCCCACAUCACGGUACUAGGCGCCUCUGACCCCGUGGUCUGGGGAGGAGGGAAGGGGUGAGAUGGUCCAGGCAGGGUGUAGAGGAACGUGUUAGUCCGGUGAUUUCCCUCUUCAUCCCCAGCAGUGUACCUAUCUAUACCUGUCGUCUGUGGGAGGGACCCCAUGCUGUGGCCCCUUUAGUCAGGCAAUGGGAUCUACCUGUGGCCUGGCCUCACUAAUGUCAUUCAUAUUGAAUGGGGAUGAGGUCGGACAGUGGCUCAUAGAGCUGAAUAUGAGCCCUAGCUGUGGGCUACAAAUGUGCUUAAUAAACAUCCUUAUUUUUCUGUUUUGUUUGCCUCACUGGGGUGGGAAAAAAUUAAACCAAGUGUCAGGCUCUUUACCCUUGGUUCAAGGUUCCACCUGCAAUGGAGGGAAAGAAGGGAGAGGCCAAGGCAGACUAGAGUAAAAAAAGGAGUUUAUAUAUUUAUAAAUGCCAAAU